This is a messenger RNA of Melanotaenia boesemani (Boeseman's rainbowfish), 6064 nucleotides long. It is a transcript of the gene bcl11aa, whose product is annotated as BAF chromatin remodeling complex subunit BCL11A a. The coding region runs from base 275 to 3019 and encodes 914 amino acids. Gene Ontology annotation, molecular function: RNA polymerase II cis-regulatory region sequence-specific DNA binding; DNA-binding transcription factor activity. NCBI's taxonomy places the organism in Eukaryota, Metazoa, Chordata, Actinopteri, Atheriniformes, Melanotaeniidae. The record is from RefSeq and is a predicted model, not a curated record. Gene Ontology annotation, cellular component: nucleus. The transcript has 3 exons. Gene Ontology annotation, biological process: negative regulation of dendrite development; regulation of transcription by RNA polymerase II.
UCUCUCCCCUUCUCUCUCUCCAUCCACCUCUCUCACUCUCUCUCUCUUUUUUCUCCGCUCUCCUUUCUCAAAAAAGCCAUGACGGCGAUCCCGCGAUCCAUCUUCGCCUCCGCGCUAUCUUUAUAUUAUUUCUAAUUUAUUUUAAUUUUUUCUCUCUCCUCUUGUGGAUGUCAAAGGCGUUGGAUGAAGAUAUUUUUUGCCCCACCGGAGUCCUCUCUCUAACCCCGGCUUUCCCCGAUGUGAUCCGCGCUGAACGCAGCCGCCGACAGCCAUCAUGUCUCGCCGCAAGCAAGGCAAACCCCAGCACUUAAGCAAACGGGAUUUUUCGCCAGCAGAGCCCCUUUCCACGGCCGUCGUCUCAUCAGAGGAGCUGUCGGAGCGCUGCUCGGAGAAUUCGGAGGAGAGCAGCAGCCUUAACGGGCACCACCCGGUCACGACCGUGGGCCGGCUGGCCCGGUUGGGUCAUGAUGGUCACGCCUCUCUGGAGCAGGAUCUGCUGACCUGCGGUCAGUGCCAGGCCACCUUCCCCCUGGCGGACAUCCUGCUCUUCAUCGAGCACAAGAGGAAGCGAUGCCACGGGCCGCCCUGCCUUGCUGUGGGCAGGGGGUUGGACAAGCCCCCCUCGCCCUCCCCCGGUUUGGCCCUCACCCCUUCACCCGCUGUGGGCUCCCUGCGCAGUCGGAGGCCAGUGGAAGUGGGUGUCCAGGCCACGCUGGCAGAAGAAGAUGACGAUCGGUUCUCAUCGCCCCGAGGGAUUUGCCCCAAACAGGAGCCCUUCCCAGGUAAGGAAGAGCCAACCACAUAUACCUGCACUACAUGUAAACAGUCAUACGGCAGCGCCUGGUUCCUGCUGCAGCAUGCUCAGAACACCCACGGCUUCCGUAUUUACCUGGAAAGUGAACAUGGCAGUCCACUUACCCCACGCAUGGGUGGGCCUUCCUCCCUUGGUGGUGGCGCUGACUGCCCUUCUCAGCCUCCUCUUCACGGGCUCCACUUGCCUCCCGAUGCAAGCCCCUUCAACCUCCUCCGCAUCCCUGGCUCAGGCUCUGGUGGAAGGGACAGCGUUGGAGUGGGAGGUGUCAACUCGGGAGGAGCUGGGGUUGGGGGCCAUCAUCAACGUUUCCCUCCCACACCACCCCUCUUCAGCCCCCCUCCAAGGAACCACCUUGAUCCCCACCACCUGAGCCCAGAGGAGCUGGCGCUGGCAGCCCACCACCCGAGUGCCUUUGACAGGGUGCUGCGCCUCAAUCCUCCUCUGCCUCUGGAACCCCCUCCAACAAUGGACUUCUCAAGGCGGCUACGGGAACUGGCGGGCAACACCUCAGGGUCUACUCCACCGCUUUCUCCCAGCCGGCCUAGCCCCAUGCAGCGCUUACUCCAGCCAUUCCAGACAGGAAGAAAUGGUGGAUCAGGAGGUGAGGGGGGCAACAAACCUCCAUAUCUUGCCACUCCACCGCCUCUUCCAGGCUCCAUGCAGUCACCUGUGGGCUCUCAGACCACUCCUACAACCCCUCUACCCUCAGCAGGUGCAACACCCUCCUCCAACACCCAGAUGAAAUCAAAAUGUUGUGAAUUUUGCGGCAAAGCCUUCAAGUUCCAGAGCAAUUUAAUAGUACAUCGACGCAGCCACACAGGAGAGAAGCCGUACAAAUGCCACUUGUGUGAUCAUGCAUGCACACAGGCUAGCAAACUGAAACGCCACAUGAAGACACACAUGCACAAAUCCUCCUCGCCAAAUGCAGGCAAGUCAGAAGAUGGUUUAUCAACAGCCUCCUCCCCUGAGCCUGGCACCAGCGAACAUAUGGGCAGUGCCAGCAAUGCCCUUAAAUCUGUGGUGGCCAAGCUGAAAAGUGAGAAUGAACGCAUGAUACAUGAAAAUGGGGAGGAGGAGGAAGAGGAAGAGGAGGAAGAAGAGGAAGAAGAGGAGGAAGAAGAAGAAGAGGAGGAAGAAGAAGGAGAUGAGGAAGAAGUGCAGAAUGGAGAGAGGGCAGCCAGGAGAAACAACAAUAGCUAUCACUUUGGACUGAACCUUGAAGCAGCACGACAGCAUGAAAACAAUGGCGGUAUUGGAAGUCGACUGGGAGGAGUGGCCGAGGAAGGGUCCAUCCCUCGCUCACUGCCCGAGGUGAUGCAGGGAAUGGGGCUUGCUGCUAGUAUGCAGCACUUCAGUGAAGCUCUCAAUGCACACAAACGAAAUGCCAUGGCCCAGGAGAACCACCUGCACCACCAUCUCAACCGAGACCACCACCACAAUCGUGAGAUGUGUGAUGGAGACUCUGUGUUGGAAACUGAUCGCGGGGAGGAAUGUUCUGUAUCAACAGUCAAUGGGCGAGGAGCAUCUCCGAAUGAAUCUGCCUCUGUUGGCCUGUCCAAGAAACUGCUGUUGGGUAGCCCCGGUCCACUCAGUCCUUUCUCCAAACGCAUCAAGCUGGAGAAAGAAUUUGACCUGCCCACCCCUACAAUCCCUAACACAGAGAACGUCUACUCCCAAUGGCUCGCUGGCUAUGCUGCCUCCCGACAACUCAAGGACCCUUUUCUUAACUUUGGGGAUUCCAGACAAUCGCCCUUUGCAUCUUCAUCUGAGCAUUCUUCAGAGAAUGGCAGUCUACGUUUUUCGACCCCUCCGGGAGAACUGGACGGCGGAAUGUCGGGCCGUAGUGGUACAGGCAGUGGGGGUAGCACACCACACCUCGGGGGUCCUGGGAGGCCCAGCUCCAAGGACGGACGCAGGAGUGAUACUUGUGAGUAUUGUGGCAAGGUGUUCAAGAACUGCAGUAACCUGACAGUGCACCGACGCAGCCACACAGGAGAGAGACCAUACAAGUGUGAGCUGUGCAAUUAUGCGUGCGCCCAGAGCUCCAAACUUACUCGCCACAUGAAGACCCACGGUCAGGUGGGCAAAGACGUGUACAAGUGUGAAAUUUGUCAGAUGCCCUUCAGUGUCUACAGCACCUUGGAGAAACACAUGAAAAAAUGGCACAGUGACCGUCCUUUGAGUACCGAAAUAAAGUCAGAGUAGAAGGCCGAACAGUGGGACCUUUACCCUGCAGCUACGUUCAUCAUCAGUCCCGUGUUUAUUCCCAGUCCCUUGUAGAUUUGCCCCAGUCCCAACACUCCACUUUCACCAGUCUGGUGGAAGCUUAAGACCAUGUGCUCUGCACCAGCACACCCCGUUUCCAUUACCCAUUGAAUGCAUGAUCUGUAUCGGGGCAAUACUCUUGCAUUGAAGCAAAACUUCGAGCCUUUCUCUUGUGCAAUAAUUUACAUGUUGUGUACAAUUUUCUUUUUUGAGUUUUCCUUUUCCAUUUUUAAGAAUUAGUCAGCAUGCAUAGUAUGUUUUUGCUAAUCAAGAAAAAAAAGGAAAAAAAGAAAAGAACUUGUCCCUGGUUGGUUAGUUGUUGAGUAAAUGUGUUGCUGUUUUUCUCUUGUUCCAUUUUUUUCUUUUUUAUUCUUCAAAAAGAGAAAAGACAAGAAAGAUACAUCCAUGCUGCAUACAUUCUGUAACACAUAUCAUGUACAGCUUUGUUUUGUAACAUGGAAAGUGAACAGUCUUUUACUUACAACCCUGGAAAUGCACUUAUCCUGGUCUUUCUAAAAGAUGCCAUGUUCACACAGGGUUAAAAAAAAAAUCACGCAUUGGCUAAAUGACUAAACUGAAAGUUAGAACAGCCUUCAAAUUUCUUUCAAAAAGACAAAGGUUUGCUAAGAACUCAAUUUGUACUAUCAUUUGGUGGAAUAAGAAAGAGUGCCUUUGAUAUCCCAAGACUGCAUUGGCCAUAAUCUUAUCUGCUAUAUGUCUGGGGUUGUGCUAGAUAAAGCUGAAAGGUUAAAGCCACCCAGGAAAGGUCCUUGCAUCAAGCACCUAACUGCUCAAAUGGACUCAUGAUAACUCAUGAUGAAAUAUCAGAAUCGUCAUUUAGCUACCUAUUAUAUGUUCAAUAGGCUAUCUUUUAUGUGUGGAUUUCAUGGCAAGCAUGGUACAAGCAGUAUUGUGUAUAUCUGAAUUAUUUGUAGUUUUGUUUCUGGUAGAGAGGUACUUUUGAGAUAAAGGUAAUCUGUAAUGUACAAUCCUGAAGUUGAGGGAUACAGCACAUGGCUGACAAGUGUCAUGUGUCUGCGUUAGCACAAACCUACAACGCUGCUUCAAUAUGUCAGUGUGUGGAACAAUGCAUAAAGUAAUAUAUGAGCUCCAAGUAAAGCUAACUUUAUUUGAGAGCAUUGAAAGAACUACAAGCUAGACAGACAGAAAGCUACACAGAACUGGAAGCUACGUACGCAUUACGGGGAUCAGAGGCAAUGUCUUUACAUUUUUAGUAUCAAAACAGGGUCAUCAGCUGUGACUUGCAGAAAAAAAAGAAAGAUUAGCAAAAAAUAUAUAUAUCUUUAGGGCUCUUGAAGAAAGUAAAAUGUUUUCAUGCUAAUCAGUAUGCAUGGGCUAAUGCAGGGCACGUAUUUUCUCUUUUCCCUUUCUUUCUUUUUUUUGUUGCUUUUUAAACCCAAAAGGAGUUUUUUUCCCUAUUAGUUUAAGUCAUGCUGUUUAUUGUAUAGCUCUAUCACUCUGACUGAGAGAUAGUACCCACAUUUCUUGCAUUGUCCCACACGAUAUAAAGCUGGUGCAUGGGUUGAGUCUAAAAAGCUGGAUUGUCAUUUAUAGGACAUGAAGUGCACUGUGUCAAUUUUCCCAGUUUACAAGUUUCUCAGUUUAACCUUGUGCUUGUAAAAUGAGCUUGGGAAAAGCUCAUUCUGUUUCUGGCAGACAACUAGGGUCCCAUUGUUACGAGCAGUUAAAGAUGACACAAUGAAUCUGUUGCUUGAAACUCCAGACUCAUGACCCUCAACCUCUGUAGCCUUCCCAUUUCAACCUUUGACCAUUUGUCAGUUUGUUACCCUUGAAAACCCCAGCACCUAACCCUCUUUGGCCGUCAAAAUUCAACCUUGUCAACAAGGUCUAAACUAAAAGGUUUGUGAGUAACAAUAGCAACCAGUGCUCCAUUGUUUUUAUCACUGCUGAUAAAAUACAGAUGAAUAAUUUAUAGACCUUGCUGCCCAGACAACAGACACGCUAAUCUUGUUGCUCACAUGGUGAGAAUCCAUUUUUUGUAUAAAUCUUUUAAUUAUAAAUAUGAAAAGGAACAUUUUUACAAGUAACACUUAACUAUAUUUUGCUGGAAACAGUUUUUAAGUUUUGUUAUUGUUCAAUUUUUCCUCAACAUCUUGGUGGUGUUCAAGACUCAGAUCACAGUAUAUGAUACACAAUGAUGAAAAACAAACAAACAAACAAAAAAACCUCUGUGAUGUUUUCUUUUAUUUUUAUUUUUUAUUUUUUAUUUUAUUUUAUUUUUGCAUUGGCUCUUUACAGCUCUUCAGGUUGAGAUACAAUUUGCAUUGGGGAAAGGAUUAAGAUUAUAUAUGAAUAUAUAAUAAAGAACAUAAAAUAUAGGAAAAUGCACACACAUGUCAAUUCCUAUGCUUAAACACAUUUAUGGUCUACUUUUUCUGUAUUUCUAGAAUUGUAUUUGAAUUCAAUGUUCACUUAGAGUAGGCACUAUAGUAUUUAUAUUGAGGCUCGUAUUUUUAACUGUUGCUUGUUCUCUCUAAAGGUAUUUACCAUACCUUGUUUUGGUAGUGGAAAAAAAUCCCAAGCUGCCACGGUAUAUUUUUUUAAUUUGGCAGGAUAAUAUAGUGCGAAUUAUUUGUAUGUUUAAAGACACAAAAAAAAAAAAGAAAGGAAAAAAAAAAAACUCUAUAAAAAAGCAGCUAAAGUAUGUGGCACUGGGAAGCUUUGCAGGCCAUCAGAUGGCUGCUGUUUCUGGUUCCUGUCCACAGAGGUGGUUGUACAUAUCUUCUUUGUUUUUUUUUUUUUCUUUCUUUUUGGGUUCGCACUUCUUUUCCCUCCCUCCCUUCCUCCCCCGCUGCCAUUCUUGUAUGCAGUAAUGAAAGCUGACGUUGGCCUGUUCUGUUGUGUGCUUCUGUCUUUCUCACCUCUCCCACCUGACAACAUUCCAACAUUAAGAAGAGAGGAGAAAAACUAAAUAAAAAACUAAAAAAAAAAAAAAAAAAAAAA